Talaromyces stipitatus ATCC 10500 is the source of this 2054-nucleotide messenger RNA. Its product is annotated as SH3 domain protein. Gene Ontology annotation, biological process: protein transport to vacuole involved in ubiquitin-dependent protein catabolic process via the multivesicular body sorting pathway. Gene Ontology annotation, molecular function: phosphatidylinositol binding; ubiquitin binding. Gene Ontology annotation, cellular component: ESCRT-0 complex. The coding region runs from base 1 to 1824 and encodes 607 amino acids. Lineage: Eukaryota; Fungi; Ascomycota; Eurotiomycetes; Eurotiales; Trichocomaceae. The record is from RefSeq and is a predicted model, not a curated record. The transcript has 9 exons.
AUGUUUCGCGCCCAGCAGAAUGCUUUUGACGACGCUGUCGCCAAAGCGACCGACGAAAAUCUAACCUCCGAGAACUGGGAAUUCAUACUUGACGUUUGCGAUAAGGUCAAUAAUGAAGAGUCGGGUGCCAAGGAUGCCGUUGCAGCGCUGAUCAAGAGGCUCGCGCACCGAAACGCUAAUGUGCAGCUUUAUACGCUUGAGCUAGCGAACGCCCUUGCGCAGAACUGCGGUCUGAAGAUUCAUCGCGAGUUGGCAUCUCGGAGUUUCACCGAGGCGUUGUUGCGACUCGCCAAUGACAGAAAUACACACCAGCAGGUCAAGUCGAAGAUCCUGGAGCGCAUGGAGGAAUGGACGGAGAUGUUCUCGAGCAACCCAGACUUUGGCAUUAUGGACCAAGCUUAUAUGAAACUGAAGACUAGUAAUCCAAAUCUCCAACCACCAUCGAAACCGACUAAGCGCCAAAUCACCAAUAUCGACCGACAAAAGGAAGAGGAAGAGCUCCAGAUGGCGUUGGCACUCUCCAUCAAGGAUAAAGGAUCAGCAGAUGUUACUGUAGCCUCGUCAAGCGCAGCCCCCGCAGCCGCAGCAGCUUCUAACCAGCCGGAAUCUUCAAGCACAGUGUCGCAGGGCAUUCCAUCCGGAACCACAGCGGCCACGGUUUCGCGAGUCAGAGCAUUGUUCGAUUUUCAGCCAUCAGAGCCAGGUGAACUUCAGUUCCGCAAGGGCGAUAUCAUUGCAGUACUGGAAUCGGUCUACAAGGACUGGUGGAAGGGUUCGUUGCGAGGACAGACUGGAAUUUUCCCGUUGAAUUAUGUCGAAAAGCUUCCCGAUCCUACGCCGGAUGACUUGCAGCGCGAAGCACAAAUGGAGGCAGAGGUGUUUGGCCAGAUCAAGAACGUCGAAAAGCUAUUGACUCUUCUUAGCACGAGUAGCUCGGAGCUGAAUGUUCGUGACAACGAAGAGAUUACGACGCUUUAUCACUCUACUCUUGCUAUCCGGCCUAAGCUUAUUGAACUCAUUGGCAAAUAUUCCCAAAAGAAAGAUGAAUUCACUCAGCUCAAUGAAAAGUUCAUCAAAGCUCGGCGGGAUUACGAGGCUCUUUUAGAAGCUUCAAUGUCUCAUCCUGCACAGCCUCAGUACGGUAGACCACCUCAGCAGCCUUAUGGAUACCCCCCAACAGGAGCUGCGCCGCAGGGUUAUCUUCCUGUUCAUCCAGGGGCUGCUCCGGUUGAUCAUCAACAAUAUUAUAAUACUCGUCCACAAGACUCUCAUACCCCUCAACCCACUGGCCCUGGAUUUUAUGCGGCGGAUCCUUCACGCCCCUACCCGCAAACACCUCAAUCGCCAGAUCCACGAAACCGCACUCCUACAGGCGGCCAGCCAUUUCAGCAACCAGCACAACAACCCCCUUCCGAACCCUAUCAGUCCCUGCACCACCGCCCCCAAUCAACAUAUGAACAUCCUCAGGAGUUAGGAACUUCAGUCUACGAUUCGCCCGUAGAACAACGCUAUCCAUAUCAUCCUGGAUCUGCACCUCCUCAGCCCCCCUCACAAAGUAAUGACUACCAGACUUCCCCCGACGACCAACGACCACCCAUGACCAACCAACAAUAUCCAUCACAACCUCCAUAUCCUACAUCAUCCACAACUCAACAACCACCCCCGAUUCCGACGGGUAGUCCCCAGCCGCAACAAGCAACCCCAUACCCGAGUCUGAAUGCCGGACAGCCUUAUAACAGUUAUCAGCAACAGGGACAGGGACAGGGACAGGGAUACCCACCUGGCGCGGAUCCCGCCAUGAAUCCUGCGUCGUUCUAUCGCUAAUUCUGUGACACCAAGUAUAUUUGUUGCUGCGACUUGUAUACUUCUGCUAUGGAUAUACUAGGCGUGUUUCUCCUCGCUCACGGCUGCAACCAGCAUUUAUUUAUGAUUGAUAGUUUCAUGUUACUCGAAUGAACCAUAUACGUUCUGUACGACUAUUUACAAACCACCUGUAUAUCACUAAUUACUUGUUAAAGAAAUGUAGAAUGCCAUGUGUAAAUGGCAGAACUGCC